Aspergillus wentii DTO 134E9 is the source of this 847-nucleotide messenger RNA. RefSeq lists its product as uncharacterized. The record is from RefSeq and is a predicted model, not a curated record. The transcript has a single exon. Bases 130 to 690 code for a protein of 186 amino acids. NCBI's taxonomy places the organism in Eukaryota, Fungi, Ascomycota, Eurotiomycetes, Eurotiales, Aspergillaceae.
GAGAUUUGCGAGAGUCAUUCGAGAACAGGACUGCUCCCUCAGAUGCUGGUAAACCUCGAAGCCCAAUGGGUGUGAUAAUGAAUCCUGCGGAAGAGGAAGAUCUCCUCGCCUCGAAUUCAAACGCGAUGGAUGGAAAAGAUACAGGAUGAUAUGCUGCACCUUCUGGACGAAUUUUGUAUGAUCUACACCAUCGAGGGCAACUGUACUGCGGAUUACCUAUUGCCUCUCCUCAAGCGGGUGGUGCAGGAUAAGGAGUCCCCCAUUCCCACCGACCUGGUCGUCGGUAUGACACUGCUCGUUGCGACAUACAAGGUCUUUAUGUGGCCUCAUGGCAACUUGAACAAAACAAACUGCCGCGUUUCUGCUCUCCAGUUUGCAAAUAAGAUUCGAGAAAGCCUGCAUCGUUGUUAUCCCGUCAUGAGGGGCUUUACCGAGAAAUCAAAGUACAUGGACUAUCAGACAGACGGCCUCGCGUUCUAUGAUUUUAGGCUUCUUAAUUACGUGCAGGAAAGAAGAUUUGAUCUUUACUACCAGGCCCCCUGGGUAGCAGGUAGCCAUAUGGCCGAGAUUCUCUAUUCUGCGUCGAUGGAAGGUAUCAGUCUCUGUCUCCGGAGUGGCUAUCUCACUGCCAUGCUGCACGUAUACAAUGCAUUGCGUCAGGUUCACCCGGAGACGCCCAAGCUCCUCUAGCUCGACCAGCUGUGUGAAAUAUUCGCCAAACUUUUAUUCCGCGGGUCUCUUCCUACGGAAAACUCCCAAACGACCUUUCGGCUGGUUCUUGGUGCCCGACCGGUCAAAGUCACCAAUGCUGACAAUCAGACGAGUUUCGAGCUCGGCAAAGUAAAAC